UUCUGUUGAAUGUUCCGCUUGUUUCUCGUCAUAAGUAACGGUUAGGUAAAAAAAGAUAUUGAAUACUGUGGUGUAGAUUUAACGCGUAAAAAGCGUGUCUAUCGUCGUUCAAAUCGAGAAUUUGAUUUUAUUUUCUGAAAUAAGAAGGGAAAACAAUUAUUCGUAAAGAAGCAUCGCAAAGCAGUGACAAGAAAAUCCGGACGAGUGGCGCGUCUGUGCAAACGGCUCUCUGGUCGUAUGACGUAAUUGUAUUGAUCGCGGAAGAAGAGCCGAAAGUCGCGCAUUCGCCAUCUUGGACGAAUUGUGGAAAAGAAGUAUCUGUGUCUCACAGGCGCGGUACACUUGUAACAGUUGUAAUCCGUGGCGAUCCGGAUAUUAAUUAGUUUAACUGGGAAUUAACCCUUUUGUGAAUUAGAUACCCAUUUGGACGGACCAAGACAAAAGGUUCGUUCUUUGGGUCUGAUUAGUACUAAAUGGUUGCCUGCAGACAGCAUGUCUACUCUGUCAGGGCUUGUGUCGAAGGGGGAGAAAGGAAAAUCCAAGUUCCAAUCAUUAGACAUCAAUAGUUUAUAUAGAGAGUGUAGGGGUGAAUCUUUGGAGCAACAGCAGCAAAAAAAUACAUUACCACGCAAACAUGGAAUGCAAAGUCUUGGAAAGGUGCCUUCGGCACGGCGACCUCCUGCCAAUCUGCCCAGUUUGAAAAGCGAAUAUAGUAGUAGCGAUCCAGCUGUCAGUCUUGUACCAAGCGGAGGAAGUGGUUGGGCUACUACCAAAGAUACAACAACAACAACCACUACCAUCACAACUACCACAACUACAACUUCAUCAGAAACGACCACUUCAAAUUCUUCACCGGCACAAUGUGUAGCAGGGACUACUGCAACAUCAUCGCUGCAUCCUCUACUGCCAGGACAACAAAGCAUUUCUCAACCUUCGUACAGUUCCGACGCAAAUAUCAAAUCAUCAUGGAGUGCAAUAAUGAGCAGAUCAGGAGAUGGCGGUGUACCGGCAGGUCAGCAACAUAUUCAACAGCAGCAGUCUACAAAUCGGGAAUUAAGUGCUCAAUACGGUCCCGGGCCAAGUUUACGUCCACAAACGGAAGGAAGUUGGAUACAAGGUGGAAGUCGUACAGCCAGUGGUGCAGGGUUGGGAACAGCUGGUCCCGGCACUGGGACCACUUCGGGGGUCCAGGGCCCCCCUUUGAAUACGACUGGAUCGGGAGGACAUGCCGACGCAUCUGGCGGACGACAGAACUUGGUCCAGUCUCCCAACAUGGGCAUGGCCCAGGGAGGCCCUCAUAACGCUCCGAACAGUCAGAGCGCUCUAAAUUCUGGCUCUCAUCAAAUUGGCCCAAAUUUACACCACUAUAGAGGACUUAUCCCUCCGUUUAUGUACCGAGGAAACUUUCCUGGAGGAUUUCCCUCACAGUUUCCAUCGAAUACCGGUCCUAACGGACCUAGACCACGAUUUAAUUAUUCCGCGGAACGAUUCCCUGCCCCGCCACCCCCGCGUCAACAAGAACGCGAACGUGUUCCCGAGGAAGAAAUCGUUACCCGACCAAUUAUCAAAGAGGAAGAUCUUACUCGAAUGGACGAUAUUUCCCGCGAUGCCGGUUGGGCAGAACAAGAUGACAUCGAUUAUAACAAAAAACUUACUUUUAGCGAUGACGAAACAGAUUCCGAACCACUGAAGAAAGACGAGAAAAAAGAUAAUACGGAGGAGAAAGCCGAAGAAAAUUUAACGGAAGAUAGAGAUAACAAAACUCGAGAAAAUCGUGAUAUUCACGACAAUCGCGAGUCGAAGGAAACCAGAGACCAACCAGUUCAUCGUUCAUGGACUCACAGCUCUUUGCCACGUGAUUAUCGUGGAUCCAAUGGAUCUGGUAGCUACAAUAGCAACCAGUCACAAUUACAUUUGGUACAUUCUUUGAGAGGCGUUGAAGACGACGAAGGAUGGAACGAGAAACGACGAGUGGUGAGAGUCGAGAUGGCAUCCGUUACUGAGCGUGCUCAGCAACGUAAAGAGGAAGUGGAGAAAUUGUACGAAGAAUCGAGUAGACAGGCUGCAGCUAAGAAACAACAAGAUGUCGAGCAAAAAUUGAAAGAAAAACAGUCGAUUGAACCGAAGAGUUUAAUAAGUGUUCCACCUGUGCCAAUCCCGGUACCGGAAUGGGAACGCGAGAGGGAGAAUAGAGAUCGAGAACGGUCUUGUGCCGGAUCUGCCGAGGGGAAAGGUGGAGAUGACAAGCCUUUGGUCCGCGAAUCUCGCGAAAAUAGAGAUGCUCCGAAGUAUAGCAGAGACUCGCGCGACCAGCUGCUAUCCGAUUUCCGACAAAUCGAUCGACAAACUUUCAUGAGACAAGACGGUGCGCGCAGUGAACGGGAUAGAGAUCGCGAACGUGACCGGGAUCGGGACCGUGAUCGCGAACGCGACCGUGAUCGUGAUCGUGAACGCGAUCGCGACCGUGACCGUGAUCGCGAUCAAAGGGACACGAGAGAUCGCGAACACUUGCCGUCGUUUUCCCGUUCUUUUCAAUGUAAUUUACCACCGCGAUUUCAAAAGCAACAAGCUGAGAGAAGCAACGCUGGAUUUAAUCGUAUUUCACCGAGCACCGAGAGAGCAUCUCUCCAGACUGUCUCGUUUUCCGGACAAUACGACUCCAGCAGAUGGCUUCACACUCAGAGUUCGCUAAUAGAUAACAACUUGAAGCAGUCUCACGGUACUGUUCCGCCUCAUCGUCGAAGCAGAACUGACUCCGAAAUCUCUGUGUCGAUGGAGGACGAGCGACCUCCGUCCCGAGAUUAUCGAAGUUCAUUCUUACGGGAGGAUCGGUAUCGUAAUUCCUCGCAUCGGCCUUACGAUGUCCGCAAACCAGGCGGCUACAGUGACGAGUACAACCGCAAUUACAGAGAUCACGAUUACGAGGACAAACAUUCUCGUGACUCCUGGGAACGUGAUAGAUACUACGACGACAACAAAACUCGGGAGUCGAAGGAUACCUUGGAAUCGAGAGACGAUCGAGAAAACCGAGAUGCACGCGAUGUUCGAGCGACCAGAGACAUAAGGGAAACUCGCGAACGAGACACCAAGCUGAAAAAGGAUUACGAUAAUUACUUGAAGGAUUCUUUUGAGGACCGUGAUCGCGACCGUGAUCGAGAACGCGAACGAGAUCGUGAUCGUGACCGUGAUCGUGACCGCGACCAUGAACGUGAACGCGACCGAGAUCGGGACCGUGAUCGCGAUCGCGAUCGCGACCGUGACCGUGACCGUGAACGCGACCGUGAACGCGAUCGUGAUCGCGAUCGUGAUCGUGAUCGUGAUCGCGACCGUGAUCGUGACCGCGAUCGUGAGCGCGACCGUGAACGCGAUCGUGAGCGCGACCGUGACCGUGAACGCAAUCGUGACCAUCGUGAUCGCGAUCGUGACCGCGACAGGGAACGCGACCGCGACCAAAGAGAACGAUCGGAGAGUGUCGAAUGGCGAGAGGAACGUAUACAAGAUACUAGGUCGAUGGAUAAUCGUCGCGACACACAGCGGGACGAGCGAGUGGAACGCAACGAGCGGCCACAAAGACCGGAUUCUCGCGACAGUCGCACUUCCAGAGAAUCGAAGACGUCUCUGCGCGAGGAUGAUUCGCACAAGUUGCGCGAUUGCGGUUCUUGGGCGAACGAGGUUGCUGAUUACGAAGAAAGCAAGCGUGACACGUAUCACGAGGACAACCGAGAAAGAGAACGAGAAAGAAGACAGCCUCUUGGACCGGUGACCAAAGAGAGAAUUGAGGCGGAUGAACUGAAAGGCGAAAAACGUAAUUUAAUUCAAUUGAAACGAGCGAGUUCUGAGCACGAUAAAAAAGAUCCGGCUAAAGAAUCGGUCAUUGAGACGAAGAAGGAUGCGGACGUUUGGAGCUGGAAAGUAGAUCGAAUAAACGACAGCAAUCGAACGAUGGAAAGAGGUGACAAUUCUCCAAAGGCGUGGGCCGAUGCUGUUUCGCCAACGUUCGAGAAGGAAGAAGAGAAAAGUUUGGAAAGCAUCAAAAACGAUAAAGAAACCGAUGAGCUGAAGCAGAAUUUGGAGAAGUUGAACUUGGAGAAAAGAGGAGAAGGUGUUCUGAACGAGGAUGCUAUGUCGGAACAGCAGGGAAAGGAAGAGAAGCGAGACAAGAGUAUUCGAAAUCGAACCAGCAGCGGUGGAUCGAAUUCUAGAGCCCGCGAGUCUCGAGGAGGCCGUCAGUGGGCUGCUACGUAUGGCACGUCGUACGCUAGAGGAGGUUGGCGCAGCUCAGAGUCUAGAGGACGAAGAGGUGUGCACAGAACCAGUGGCAGACCAGCUUCUGCUAGAAGCGGUUCUUACGGACACACUGACUCGGAAAACAGCGGGGACGAGGUAUCUUGCUCAACUGAGUCGGGAAAAGAGGAAAAGAAAUCUGCCAGAUCGCCAAAGCCUAAUCAAAACGUAGAAAAGGAGGACCGUAAUCGAGAAGUCUCCAACCGAGACGAGAAGCGAGCCGAUUACACGCCGUCACAGUCGCAGACGCAGGCCCAGUCGCAGUCCCAAUCGCAGUCGCAAACGCAGCCGCCAUCGCAGUCCCAACCGCAAUCGCAACGAAGCGAGAAACGAGCCUACGAUGGUAGCAAAACGAGCCACGAAGGAUUUGCUCCUUCCGGAGAACCUUCUCGUCACGGUCGGGGUGGCGUGCGAAUGCGAAGCGCUACCAGCACCGGAAAUCGCAUGGAAGGAUACGGACCGCCCUCUAGUAAGAGUCCUUUUUCUUGCGAACGGACCGCUGAGGAGAAGCGGCAAGAAUCGUCGGGCUCGAUGCGCCAGAAUCCAGCCUUGUCGACACCUAUCUCCGAGAAAGAACCGAUCACCCUCACGUGCUUACAACUAGAGUCUACCGACGACAAAAUCAUUGCAAAACAACAAGCGCUCACCGCAGGGAUCACCGGGAAACGUACUAAGUCUCCUAUUCAGCAAUCCCAGCAGCACCAACAAGCCCAGCAGCCUUGCAACAAGCAGGACAUCAAUCACACGAGCAGCAAUGCCGUCUCUCAAAAGGUACAUGGUCGCAAGGAGGAAUCAUCGCGUUCGAAAAGAACUCGCAGCGCUAGUAGAAGGGGCAGAGACAAUCGGGAGUCCCGAUAUCGUGGAAGCAGCAGCAACGUGUCGAAGCAAAAUUCGUCAGAUAUUGGAAACGAAGAGUGGGAGUCGACUUCUGACAACAGCGAGGAACACGUGGAAGAGCACAAAGAGGUGCGAAACAGCCGCAAGCAGUUCGGCACGCGUACAAACUCUGGUGGCAGCCAGAACACUGUGGGAUCGAACAUGGGACAUUCCCGCAGAAACGAGCAGACAGACAGAACUUCGGGCAAUCAGCGGGAUCAACGAAAUCAGCGAGAGAAACCUGCAAAGUCUUCCAAUUCAACAUCCCGUGCUCCUGGUGCGGAGAAACGAAACCUGCAGAAUUUGGGUUUCGCCAAUCAGAAGAAUCAUGCCAGCACCAUUCCGCCUCUGAUGCAGUCCGCUCAAGUGCAGAACGGAAGAUCGAGGAGUCAGACUUCCGGAGGUAACGCGACGAUUUUAAACAAGUCGACCGCGAAGGAUACCACGGUGAAUCGUAUAGACGAAAUCAAAUUGACUGAUCCAAACUUAGUGAACCAAGCUCUGAACGAUAUGAAUAAAAAAUCCCAGACUAAAGAGAAGAAGAUAACGGUAGACUACGAAAUGGAGUCCGGUAAUUAUACCGAGGACGGGUCGAACGUAACAGAAAAGAAAGUUGAUUCCGAUGGUUUCCAGGAGGUUCGUUCCAAGAAGAACGUCAAGGAGUCCAGACACGGGCAAAAGGAGGAAACGAAGCCGCUGAAACGUGAAAAGGAGAAAGACAGGGAGCGGGAUCGUUCAAAGUCUAAGGCGAACGGAGGUGGUUCGCAGACCGCUUCGUUGCAACAGGUCCAGAAUAUACCGACUCCGUUGAGCCAAACCAUUCCACAACCAGCGAAUAUGCUACCAAAACAGCAUGAUAGAACACGGGGACCGAGGCUCGCUCCUCGAUUCCAGCGGUUGCAAAAGCAACAACAGCAACAGAUGUGCACAUCGGAGCUGAAUGAUUCGAAUAAACAAAGCAACUCUAGCAACGCGUACAGCAGCAGUAAGGAUUCGUCGUCGAGCGGACCCGCGCCGCCGCCUUCUGUCAACGCUUGGGACAAACCAUUCACUACCAGUCAGCUGCGUUCGACUUCGCCGUCCGCUGUUUCUGCCGAUCUUCCAUUAAUGGCCGGCAUGUCGACGCAAAACGAUCACGGACACGUUCAUGGCCACGGUCAUGAGAUCAAUGAACAAACGAAUUCUGGCAACAGUAGCCAACGAAACUCCCCGAAUGGUGAGAAACCCGGCAGCUGCGGCGCCGGAGCUGGUAGUGGCAGCAGCGGAAGCGGAAGUGGAGCUGGCAAAAUUUUGAAGGAACAACAUUCUGAGAAAAACUCUGUCUCCGAUGUUUCUUCACCACCUGUACAGACUUUAAUCUUCGAGAACACUAAUUACUCGAAGACCACCAAAGCCGCACCCUCCGAUCUCGCCGUUAAAACGAAGUUUCCAAAUCACAUUAAGAACCAACAACAACAGCAGCGCGUCGAGAAACGUGCGGAAUUGGACGAGGAAAGCAGCGGCGGGAGCGCUCCUGGGUUACAGCAACAGCAACAACAGAGCCUCCCUGUUGCGUUUUCAAAUAAACCAAGCGAUCUGAUGAAAGACAAGAAUCAGGAGCCAAUUCAGAUGCCGUUGUCUUUCAACAAAAACGAAGACAAUGCCGAUAUGAAGUUGGACUUCACGUUCGAUUCGGACCUCUCUCAAUUGACGGAAGACAAAAACAAGAGCUUGGGAAUGGCGCGAUCCAUGCAUAUGGCCACCGGUCAAAGCACUAUCUCGCCCUCUACCGCCGAGCUUAAUCUGAAGAUUGCAUCGGUGAAGAAAGUUUGGGAAAACGCACCGCCGAUGCCAACAGUGGUCGAGCACGAGGAUGGGAACGUUGUCAGUAGCGCAAACACUUUUCCUCAAGCAUUCGAAAGUGCGGACGUCGACGAUAGCUACAGUCCGCACCAACAAUACAAUCAAAAUAACAUGAAAAGUGAAAUAACCACUUCCACGAACGUGUGCAAGCUGGUUCCCCCGCAGGUGAAGCCGCAGCAACAGUCUUCGGGAAGCAACAGCGGUCAAUCAGGUUCAACAGUUCCCGGACCAAGCCCGAUCGGAGCGGGUCAGAGUCCAAUCGGUCAUCCACCGGUCAGUCUUCAAGGACCUUUGAGCCCACCUCCGUUCAAUUCCACGGGACAACCGUCUCACAUAAACUAUCAGGAAUUUCCUCAAUACCCGGCCUCUCAAGCCGCGCAAUACGGUAGUAUGUCUGCGAUACCCUCCCCACCAGCCGUGCUGUUUAACACAGGUUCUGGUCAACUUCCGGCUCAAGCAGGAGGUCUUUACGGAACGUUUCAAUUAGAUCAAAGCCGAUCUCCUUUCAAUCAGUAUCCGCAGUACGCACCAUCCUUACAAAAUUCGUUUAGCCAGCAGAAUCUCUAUCUACAGCAACCUCCGCCACCGCCUCCGCACGCGCCAAACGCGCCUACCCCGGAGAUGUAUCAGAGCAAUCUCUCCCAGUUUCGUAUUACCGCAGCUGCUGCGCCACCCUUUGGACAAAACCAACAGCUUAGUAAUAAUCCAAAUACGGUUCUCAUCAGCUCUUCCUCGAAUUCUUUGAUGUCGGCGAGCGUGAAGCCAUCUUCGCAACCUAUCGGUGCUAUUGGAACAAAGGCGCCGCAUUUUCAAGCACCGUCUGCUCCGCAACCAAAUCCAUUGACGUAUAUACCGUAUGAUCCAAACCAAGUACUGGGGGUGGGCGGUAGUUAUAUGGGCAACUCUCAAUUGGUACAGAGACCCGGGCCGAACGUACAAGCUUCAGCCAAUAGUUACUACAGCGCCACUUCGGCUGAUGUGUUUACCGGCUCACAAACAGGUUUUUAUCAACCUGGGGGCGCUACCCAACAAACUGGCACUCAUUACGGACUCCAAGGAUUCGGUCAACAUAGCCAGAAUUUGGCAACCGGCAGUGCCACACCGGUUGGAUUACAAAAUUUCAGCUCUGGCUUUUUAUCUAGUUCCGGUUUACAGAUUGCUGCAGCCGCGGCUGCUCAGCAAUUUCGUAAUCCUACAGGAGGACUUCCAGGACCAGCGAACGCUGGUCCUACGUUUCUCAGCAAACAUCAGCCACAGGAGCAACCUAGGCAAUUGAAGAGUCCUUCAGGAAAUCAACAAGAUGUUCUUGCAUCGGUUUUCAGUUCUACACCACAAAUACCAUCUCCCAAAUCAAGAAAUUGUAAACAACAAUCUUCGUCUCAACAGCCUCAACCAAGUCCUACACAGCAUCACAAGUAUCAGCAGUAUCAAGGCGUUAGUCAAUCUGCUUUGGUAAGCAGUUACAAUAACUACGUUUUGCAGCAAAAUGUACGCGGUAUGGGGAUGCCACCACGUCCUGGUAUUCAACCUUCGCAGCAAAGAUAUCCUCCACCGAUUCAGAGACCGGUUGUUCCAUUCACACCGGGUCCAAAUCCAAAUAAUCCCACUCAACAGCAACCGAAUUGCAUGCCAUCGCAGCAACAACAGCAACAACCGCCACAAACUCAAAUCAAUCGUCACAGACCAAAUAUGCAUCAACAACAACAACAGCAACAACGUAACAUGAAAAUGCAACAACAAUACUAUUCUACGCAAGGAAAUGUGAAAAUGGAUACAACCGAGAAAACUGAUUCUCACAAUGAUAAGAUCAACGACAAUGGAUCCGCUGCACAACAAGGAAGCACCAAGGCAAACGUCAAUCAACAGGACAAUGACAAUAAAGAAGAAGUGAACCAACAAAAUGAGUGAAUGUGAAAGAAAAACCGUUCCGUUCAUUCUAUCGCUUGAAAAGAAAUACUGUUUACGAUUACGAUUCGAAAGGUAAAUUAUAAUGAUUAAGUUGUUUUUGUACAUGGAAAAGACUCCAAAUGACAUUGUAUUUGCCAUUUUAAAGAAGCUCAUGAGCUCUCGGGAGACGUAUUCGAUACUUGGCUAUACUGGUAUAUGUAUCUAGUUAGAAUUACUUAACCUUGGCGCAUUGAAGAAAAGAAACAUAGGUGAUAUCGUCAUUGUACACGUCAACGCUUCUCCGAAUUAAUUAUAACGAAGUUGCGUUUCAUAAAUUCUACGAACAAAUCACGUUAUCGAACAUUCCCUUUUGUUCGAGAAAAUAAUAGUGCGUACUAAGUACACAACGCUGCAAUGAACGUUAGAAGUAUGAGGGAAAAACGAAACUAGUUCAAGGAAAUAAAUCCAAUCGAUACAUUAAAGACAAACCAAGCUUGUCUGAACGAAAACGAAAACUUUCUACGGAUUACUGUACGAAAGAAAGGAACUCCGUAAUGCGCGUUGCUCGAUUUAAUGGGAAGCAAAAGUUAGGAACGCAUCACAGCUGGACUGGUACGCACAACGUAUCACUUCUUGGUGUUAAUCAACCACCCUACCAAUUAAUUGCAUUGAAUAUGAACAUUAUAAAUGUGCACAAGACUCGUAUUUCUGUAUAUGGACACGACGGCGGUCUGUGGUAUACGAUAAUGUAAAAGCCAAUUAUCCGGAAAUUUAGUUCGACAAAGAUAUAGCACGACCGUUGCUACAAUACAUUUUCUAGAGCACCAUUCAAAUGGGGGAAAGAACAACAAACGUCGGUAAAGAAGACUGUUUUAUGUAUAUCGAAAUUUCAAAUUACCUAUGCGAUGGUCGUAUAGAUCUGCAUGACGUUGUCCCUAAUACAGUGUGACAAGUAAAAAGUUCGUGUACAUUAAUCGUUUAUUAAUAUAAUGUGCGGUCAUGACGAAGCUUGUGAAAAAUAAAUAGUGCAACAAUUGUUUAUAGUUA
Megalopta genalis is the source of this 9936-nucleotide messenger RNA. RefSeq names its product no circadian temperature entrainment (gene nocte). Lineage: Eukaryota; Metazoa; Arthropoda; Insecta; Hymenoptera; Halictidae. The record is from RefSeq and is a predicted model, not a curated record. Gene Ontology annotation, biological process: cell differentiation.